AUGCUUGAGGUGCUUCUCACUGCAGUUCCAGCACUCUGCUGGCUUCUUUGCAGAUGCUACCAUCUUCUUCAGACACCGCUGGCUACGCUUUUCCAGAAACUCAAUAUAGACAUUCCUCAUGCUCCACAGGUGACCAUCGACUCGCUUGGAGAGGACUAUGUGAUUCUUCAUUGGGAUACGGAAACGGCUUCUGAGAAUAUUUAUUAUGUGGUGCUUUUGAACGGACGUGAAGCGGCCACGUUGGCUGGGAAACUGAUCAAACUCUGUGGGCUUCAGCUGGCUCACAUGUACCUGGUUCGGGUUUUGGCGGUCAACGCUGCUACAAACUUUAGAUCUCAGAGUGGCGCUGUUUACGUGACGACUACGGAUUCAAAGGUGGAUUUUGAUGAUAUCAAUGAAACGCCUGGAUGGGCGGUUUCGUCGUGGACGGAUAAUAUGGAGAUCAGUGAAAAGGAUGCCCAAGUGUCAUACGACCCUAACGAUUCCAGCCCAGAGCUGUUGCGCCGCCAAAUUAGGUCUCAUCAGCUUGAGUUGCAUAGAACGAAAGCUGAUAUGGCGGCUUUUGCUCUUUUCCAGCAAACUGAGAUGCUGCUGCUUCUUAGAAGCUAUAACGAGUAUAAGUAUGUGUUGAGUGAAGAGCACGAGCAGAGAGGCCGCAAGGAUCUGGACGUCAAGGAGCUUGAAAAGAAGAAGGACUCUUUGACGUUUGAAAAGCUUAAACUUCUGAAACAGCUUCGUAACCACCGCUCCCAUAAACUGAUCCAUAAAGCUAGUUUGGCUGAACUACGGUCCCGUGUGACGAAACUUGAGGAGAAGAAACAUCAUGUUUUGAAUACUGCUGACCUGGAACGUGCUCGUGUGAAGACUACUGUCGAACAGCUCCACCGGGAUAUCACUGAACUUAAGGAACAGUUGACCCAAUUGGAGAACAACUCUAAACAGCUUAAUGGCGAAAGAAAGGAUUUGAGCCAUCAGGUUAACCUGUUGAAACCACUUGUGGAUCAGUUCACUGUGUUUAACCCUCAACCUACUGGUGAAACUUCACCUAACGGUUCUCAAACCAGUCUUUCUAGUGUGUUUGAAGUGUUCACUAGAGAUUCGCUUUUAACUAAAGGUGGUGCUGAACUAUUGAAGAGACUCACCACUCUCCGUCCUGAGUGGGAGGGAGAUAUCAAUAGAGAGUUUGAGGCUCUUACUGCAUUAGAACUGUCCUGGAAAUCUGCCUACAGAAAUGCCAUUCGCAAGUUCGUCAUGAUCCACAACAAUGCUGAAGUUGCUCGUGCUUCGGCUAAUCCAGGAUACCAGCCACAGAAGAUCACUGAGUACCAGGCCAGCGUGGAGUUUGGAGGAUUCAGUAAUGCUUUGCCUAAAUCGAGGCCACCUAAAGUCUACACUUUCAUUGAUGAGCAUUCACCAGCACCAGACUCACCAGCUUCAGGUCCUGUCUCUCCACCCAUUCCUGAAACUGAGAGAAUGGCUCCUUUCUACAGCAGAGUCUACGAUGAGCAUGAUAAUAACCUGGGAAGCUUGGUUUCGGAAGCUCCUCCCAUGGCUAGAGACUACUCUGAGGCCUCGAGAAACAUGGAGGUUCCAGACAUCAUGGCUAGAGACUAUUCUGAAGCUCCUAGAAAUAGAGAUAUCCCUGAUAUCAACAUGGGCAGAGACUAUUCAAUGUCACAAAGCAACAGUCUCAAUGUGCCUAUGAUGGCUUCUUCGUCCUCGCUUGCCCAGAACCAACAGGCUAUGGGGUACAAUUCGGGCCAUCAACAGAGUUUCUCACAGUCAAGUCUUCCGCUGGCCAAUCUUGGAAACAACCUUAACCAAGGCAUGAACGUGCCAUUGGAACCUUCGGUUUCAGGCUCGCUGAUUCAGGCCUCAUUGCUUGGACCACUGUUGCAAAACCAAGACUCGCUUCUGCAAUUUCUGUUCCCACUCCAGUCCAACUUACAGCCUGGAAUGCAACAAGACAGGUCUCACCAUUUGCAAUCCAACUUGAAUGAUUCCCUUCAGCCUGGAUUGCAACAAAACCUUCAGCAGAUGCAAUUCUUGUCGGGUCUUCCUUACGAAGAUCAAAUGUACGGAAUGAGAUCGCCUACUCCUGAAAACCCACCAUUUGGAUCGUCUACCCAGCAGUCCAUUCCAUCUUUGUGGAAUACUCCAGGUACUUCUUCAAACGCUCCUGGCAAUACCAACACUGGUGGAUUCUUAAAUUCAAGGCAAUACCCUAAGCAAAUGUCGCUUUCGCCAGGUCCUAUGAACACAGAGUUGUCGCCAUCCCAGUCCAUUGUAUCCCAGCCCAACGAUGCCUUACUUGAUUCCCUUUUACUUUCCAACAACUCACAACUCCCAGGAAGCUCGUUGUCUGGAAACUUACCACUGAAUAUCUGGCUGGACAGACUCAACCCUGGCCUUUCCAACCAUGGCAGAGCGCUUUCUGGCGGAAACCAUAUCUGGAGAAAUGAUGUUCCAAGCGGGAUGAUUUCCCCAGAUUUCCAGCCAUUCCAGUCCAGAAAGAAAGAGCGUGACGAUUCCGACGAUAUCCAGCUGUUAUAG
Messenger RNA from Candidozyma haemuli, 2553 nucleotides. RefSeq lists its product as uncharacterized. Gene Ontology annotation, molecular function: protein binding. Lineage: Eukaryota; Fungi; Ascomycota; Pichiomycetes; Serinales; Metschnikowiaceae. The coding region runs from base 1 to 2553 and encodes 850 amino acids. The record is from RefSeq and is a predicted model, not a curated record. The transcript has a single exon.